AUGGAGACGGUGAGACUUAAUCGGAAUAACCAUGCGCUCUGUCCCGCCGGACAGAACCUGACAUUUUCCUAUCUCACAGGCCAAGUUCUCGAAGCGUGGGAAAAGGCUGUGUCUACUAUGCACGUGAAUGAGAAGAGCGAGAUCAUCUGUGGACCUGAAUACGCUUAUGGCGAGGAAGGUUAUCAACCGAUGGUGCCUGGCAACGCCACUUUGUGUUUCCAUCUGGAAAUCGUACACGCCGAGCUGCCUCAAGACCCUGUCCCGCAACGCAUUGAAGAGGCCACCACUCACAAAACUCGCGGAAACGCCCACUUCAAAACCGGCGCCUACCAUCUAUCCCAAGAAAGCUACAAGGCCGGUCUAGACCGUCUCCGAACCACGUGGGGCGCCUCCGUGCACGAUGACAUGGAGAUUCAGAAGCUCCGCACCGCCCUCUACUCUAAUCUGGCCGAGGCUUACAUUCGUACUCUGGAUGCUUCUGAUGCCGUAAGAGCUUGUGAGGGUGGGUUGGCUGUUGCCCCCCAAAAUACGAAGAUGUGGUAUAGGUUGGGCAGGGCCAAAACUAUGCUCAAGGACUGGGAAGGGGCUCAGAGCGCGUUGGAUACCGCUGAAGACGUAUGUUGA
Molecule: messenger RNA, 624 nt
Organism: Fimicolochytrium jonesii
Lineage: Eukaryota; Fungi; Chytridiomycota; Chytridiomycetes; Spizellomycetales; Powellomycetaceae
Exons: 3
Coding region: 1-624 (207 amino acids)
Molecular function (GO): peptidyl-prolyl cis-trans isomerase activity; protein binding
Source: RefSeq, a predicted model, not a curated record